AUGAGGGAACAGGGCCCUGGCCCUGGCAAGCAGCAGGCAGGCUCAGGGACCCUCCAAAGAGAAGCUCAAUCUCCAGAGCUCCCUAAUGCGGCAGCAUCUUUUCCAACCCAGCAGGAGACCCCAGCUCCGUCUCCAGCAGAGGUAGAAUCUUCUGCAACUUUGCAGGAGCAACGAGCUCAGCCUCCAGAGCCUUCUUCUGGGGAGGUGGAACCUUCUCCAACUCAACAGGAACAGCCAGCUCAACCUCCAGAGCAUAAUGAAGUGACAGCUUCAACUCCAAGUCACCAUCCUCAGCAUUCAAACUCAUCCAGUGUCACUGGCAAACCUCAUCCAGACGAAGAAUUUAAACCGCCUGCAACCCGGCGGGAAAUCACAGCUCAGCAUCCAGAGUCUCCUGCUGAGGCUGAACCCUCUCCAGCUCAUUCUCAAGAGCAUGAUGUGACAACAGUUUCUCCUCCAGGUCAGGAUCAAGCUCGGUCUCUGCAGAGGUCCAGUGUCACUGUUAAACCUGUGGAUCUUGCAUUUACCGUAACUCCAAGGUCCACAAAUGAAGUUGAACCUUCUCCACCCCAAGAGGCUCCGGAUCAGCAUCCAGCCCCCUCUGAAAAUGCUGAACCUUCUCCAGUCCAGCAUGAGCACCCAACUCAGCCUCCAGAGACUUCUACAGAUGUUGCAGCUCAACCUCCAGUACAUAAUGAGGUGACAUUCUCACCUGUAGGUCCAGAUGGAGCUCAGCAUUCAGUGAUGCCUAAGAUCACAGUUAAACCCCUGGAUCUAGCAGUUAUCAUAACUCCAGAGCCUAUAAGGAGGCUGAAAAUUCUCCAGAGCAGCAGGAGGACUCUGCUCCUUUUCCAUUUUCCCCCAAGCACGUUGAAUUUUCUCCAGUCCAGCCCAAGCAUCCGUCUCAGUCUCCAGAGUCCUGCCCUUUCAUGGCAUGUCCUACACUGAGUAAAAGGCCAGGUCCCCGUGUUUCAGGUGUUGUCCUCACCUCACUUGACUUCUGCCCUUUCUGUUCCCUCUGGGCUUCUGUGCUCUCACGGAUAUAGCUUCGGCUUUCCAUAGGUCGGUAUCCCAC
Messenger RNA from Vicugna pacos (alpaca), 1075 nucleotides. NCBI's taxonomy places the organism in Eukaryota, Metazoa, Chordata, Mammalia, Artiodactyla, Camelidae. The record is from RefSeq and is a predicted model, not a curated record.